Messenger RNA from Aspergillus bombycis, 567 nucleotides. RefSeq names its product arsenic resistance protein. Lineage: Eukaryota; Fungi; Ascomycota; Eurotiomycetes; Eurotiales; Aspergillaceae. Bases 1 to 567 code for a protein of 188 amino acids. Gene Ontology annotation, biological process: arsenite transport; antimonite transmembrane transport. Gene Ontology annotation, cellular component: plasma membrane. The record is from RefSeq and is a predicted model, not a curated record. The transcript is spliced from 4 exons. Gene Ontology annotation, molecular function: antimonite transmembrane transporter activity; antiporter activity; arsenite transmembrane transporter activity.
AUGAAGAAUCAAAACCGAACUCCAGCCGAUGUUGCAGCCCAGGCGCCUUCUCCGGCCAACGACGUGGAAAAGCAAGCCGAGGCGAAUACGUCAGACUCGCCGCAACAAAAGCAAUCCGCCUUCAAAAACCUCGGCCUAUUAGACCGUUUUUUCGCUGUUUGGAUAUUCCUCGCUAUGGCUAUCGGGAUCAUCUUGGGUAAUUUUGUUCCCAGUACUGGACCUGCGUUGCAAAGGGGGGAGUUUGUGGGAGUUUCAGUUCCUAUCGCUAUCGGUCAACUUGUCAUGAUGUACCCCAUACUCUGCAAAGUGAGGUAUGAGAGCUUGCAUCAUGUUUUUAAAACCCGUCAGAUAUGGAUUCAGAUUGCUUUCAGUGUCGUUGUUAAUUGGAUUAUUGCUCCAUUUUUCAUGUUGGCAUUAGCCUGGGCUUUCCUCCCGGACGAGCCAGAACUACGCCAGGGACUUAUUCUUGUUGGACUAGCACGGUGCAUUGCCAUGGUUCUAAUCUGGACUGGCCUUACAUACGGAAAAAGAGGGGCAUCCAGGCUUCCCAGCUCCGUUCAGAUCUAA